Molecule: messenger RNA, 1854 nt
Organism: Mandrillus leucophaeus (drill)
Lineage: Eukaryota; Metazoa; Chordata; Mammalia; Primates; Cercopithecidae
Product: cilia- and flagella-associated protein 54-like
Exons: 12
Coding region: 28-1854 (608 amino acids)
Biological process (GO): cilium assembly
Source: RefSeq, a predicted model, not a curated record
ACUCCAGACGGGCCGGGGGGCGUCAAUAUGGCGGCGCAGAGCGCCCCCUCGAGCUCUCCGUCAGACGACUCUACCGCCUCGGGGUCGCUGGCAGAACUGCCACCGACAGCGACCGCGACUUCGAGGUCGCCCCCAGAGUCGAAGGGGAGCUCCCGGAGCUCGCUGCUUCAGUGGACCUGCCCCGAGGACUCAUUGCCCCUAGCCGUGUUUUAUGGGCCGCUGGACGCGAAAAACCCGCUCCUGGCCUCUUGUGAGAAGGAGAUCCGGGAGUUGUUAGGCUUUAUGAGGAAAAAGAAGGCUUUAGCCACCACGGAGGAAGAGAAGCACGAAUUCCGCCGGCGUUGUGCCACUUCUUUGUUUAAUAUCUGGACUAAAUACGCCCCCAGGCUGCCAGCAGACUAUUACAACGAAAAGCUUCUGAAGGUUGGAGAUAGCCUUUGUCAAAUGAAAUUUCAUGCUUUGAGUGGCAAAAAUAUGUGCAACUACCAGCUGGUCUGUGACAGUGAUGAAAACCUGCAGAAUAAAGAAUCUGUGGUCCAGUGUCUGCAUAUCUUGUCGUCCUUAAGGCUCAUCAUGCAGGUGGCUCUGCCACAGGAGCAUCUUUGCUGGAUUAUCUUCAAUGGUACCAUUUAUAUUUACACCAUUUGCAGAAAACUGAUGGCCAUAGGUCAGUCUUCCAAGGCCUUAGAGUAUCUCCUGUGGGCCAGCAUGUGUAUGGAGUCCUUGGUCCCGCUCCUGUCGCUCAGGUACUUGACAUGGCGCACUACUCUCUACACAGCUGUUUGCCAGUGCUGCUAUGACUGCCAAGCCGGAAUUCAUGGAGAGGCAUUUGCUCGGCGUGCUUUGGCUAAAAUUGAUGAGUUAAGGCAACUGGAAUUAAUGAGUUCCUCAAAAUCCCCGGAAGAAUCGCGAAGAUAUUUUAGAGAGGCCACAAUAAAGAUGGCAGUGAUGAUCUUCAAAAGAGGAGUCUUUGAAUCUAGAAGAAAAAACAAAGCUGUCUUUAGACCCAAGAUAAGAAUUAACCUAAGGGAAGUACAAACUUUAUCAUGGCCACGUACUGUCACAGAGCGGCUAUUGGAUGAGAUGUUUGAUAGCACUGCAUCCCGGUUUCUGGCUGUCUUGGAAGCUCUUUCUGAUUCAAACAGGCGAAUACUGCAAACUGGACCCAUUGUUACAGAUGAAGUAGAGAUUCAUGAUGUUGUCUCAGAAUUGUUUAUGGCAGGAAGAGAACUUUUGAUAAUGUCAAAUAUUGGUGCAGAUGGAAUGCUUGAUUUUCCAAAAACAUCUCUUCUGGAACUUAUGAUAGAAAGAAAAAAUGUUAUUUCUGUGGAUGCUGCUGUGAAAUUUAUAAAAUUAGCUUUUACCUAUGAGGAGUGGAGUUUAUUUGAAUCUUCUGCUGCACAUAUUAUUUAUUUUCUCCAGAGGCAGGAUGAUCCAGAGUCAAAGAAAGCAGAGAAGGAUUUAACUCUUCUAAUUGCAAUGGAACCACUAAUUAAUGUAAAGAGAAACAAAGGUUUGAUCUUUCCUUUGGAAAACUAUAAAGAAGGACAGUCGGUUCAAAUUUAUUUAAAAAAAGUUGCUGUUCAUGAUACUUGUUUGAAGAAUUGUGGAUAUUCAGAGGAUAUUUUCCGUUUGGCAGCAACCUUGUAUUUCUGUGUCUGCACUGCUCCCCAGGAUGUUCAACCUGAUAAAGAAAUUGUUGUGGACACGAUAAUGUUCCUAUGGCAGAAAUGCAAAUUAGGAAUUCAGCGGCUCAAUAUAUCCAAAAAUGACUAUGCAAAAUUCACCCAGAAAAUCAGUACAAACAAAGUAUUCCUUUUGCAUUUCCUUUCACAUAUUUUUUGCUAUUGCUAA